Messenger RNA from Oncorhynchus mykiss (rainbow trout), 6878 nucleotides. NCBI's taxonomy places the organism in Eukaryota, Metazoa, Chordata, Actinopteri, Salmoniformes, Salmonidae. The record is from RefSeq and is a predicted model, not a curated record.
UAUAUUGUCGCAAACCCGUGUGUCGCGAAGCAAGCCGCCCGUGUGAAGAUGGCGGCUGAGCUGCACCCGUGUAGCGGAAAGCUAAUCGGACUGUCGAAUUCGAACCGAACCGCUCAGCGGAACCAACCAGUCCAGGAGUUUAACCACGGGUUGGUUCUAAGCAGAGAGCCGCUGAAAGACCGUGAUGUAUUCACCGUCCGUAUUGACAAGAAGGUGAACUCUUGGAGCGGCUCCAUAGAGAUCGGGGUGACUUCUCUGGACCCGGCUGGUCUCGACUUCCCCAGCAGCGCUACGGGUCUGAAGGGAGGCUCCUGGAUCGUGUCUGGCUGCUCGGUGCUACGUGACGGUCGCUCCGUCCUUGAGGAGUACGGCCGAGACCUGGACCAGCUGUCUGAGGGCGACCGUGUGGGCAUACAGCGGAGCACCCAUGGCGAGCUCCACCUGUGGGUGAACGGGCAGGACUGUGGCGCGGCUGCCAGUGGUCUCCCGACGGGCCUCUGGGCGGUGGUGGACCUCUAUGGCAAGUGUACGCAAGUGACUGUGGUGAGCUGCGAGCCGCCGUCCUUGGCGGAGAGAGACACUGAGAGGGAGACGGUGGAGGAGCGUGAGCAGGAAGACGAGGAGGAAGAGGUGGUGGUGUGCGGGGUCAGGGAGGGGGAGUUCGGGGGUCUGACGUCAGCGGUGAACCUGGCGGCGGUGACAAACGGGACAUUAGAGGAAGUGCCUGAGCUCCCUCCUACUCAUAACCGACCUGACAAGUUUCCCAACAACCUUGAGCCUGAGACAGGUAAGAAAAUCAAAACCUCUACCCCAAUCUCAGUUGCACCAUUGACCAAAUGUAAGUCUCCAUCUUUCUCUCCCUCCCCUAUAGUUCUGACGGAGCACCAGCUCUUUGACGUGUUAAACAAUGCCAUUGUAUCCCUUUACCGCUCUGAGGACAAUGGAGGGGGAGAUCUGGGAGGAGGUGGAAUAGGGAGAGACUCAGGAACAGGAAGUAGAGGGGACAGGGGGAGCAGCAGCGGUGGGGGAUCCGUUAACGGUAACAGUAGUGACAGCGGGGGCGGGACCGGCAAUACUGGAAGCAUCAACAGCCCUGCAGGUGGCGGAGGGGCGAGACUCGGGGCAGUGACGGGCGGGAUGCUGACCAAUGAUGCGCUGCUGUUCCACGAGAAGUGCGGCACACUGAUCAAGCUGAGCAACAACAACAAGACGGCGGAGAGGCGGCGGCCUCUGGACGAGUUCAACAACGGCGUGGUCAUGACCAACCGGCCGCUUCGACACAACGAGAUGUUUGAGAUCCGCAUAGAUAAGCUGGUGGACAAGUGGUCGGGGUCGAUCGAGAUCGGCGUGACAACACACAACCCCAACAACUUGGACUACCCAGCCACAAUGACAAAUCUGCGCUCAGGUACAAUCAUGAUGAGUGGCUGUGGGAUCCUGACGAAUGGCAAGGGAACACGUCGGGAGUACUGUGAAUUCAGCCUGGAUGAACUGCAGGAGGGGGAUCACAUAGGCUUGAUGCACAAGGCCAGCGGAGCUCUUCACUUCUACAUCAAUGGCAUCGACCAAGGCGUGGCAGCGGCCCAGACGCCCGCCGUAGUCUACGCCGUGGUCGACCUCUACGGCAUGGCUGUCAAGGUGACCAUCGUCCACAAUCACAACCACAGCGACCGCCUCCGCCGCAACAACGCCAUCAUGCGGGCGCUGUCGCCAGACGUUGGGCGCCCCCGGCCUGCCCACUCCCUCACGCCGGACCCCGACACUCCCGACCGCCUCCUCUUUCACUCCAACUGUGGCCAAAAGGCAGCCAUCAUCAGCGAGGGCAGGACGGCUCUUCGCCCUCAUGCUACGGACGACUUCAAUCACGGCGUGGUCUUGAGCGGCCGCCCGCUGCACUCCAACGAGGUGUUCCAGGUGCGCAUCGACAAGAUGGUGGACAAGUGGGCGGGCUCCAUCGAGAUCGGCGUGACCACGCACAACCCCGCCUACCUGCAGCUGCCCUCCACCAUGACCAACCUGCGCUCAGGUAAUACCAACCAAUCAGGGACUUGGAUGAUGACAGGAAACGGGGUGAUGCACAACGGAACCACCAUACUGGACGAGUACGGACACAACCUGGACCGACUCAAAGCGGGGGACACAGUGGGCGUGGUGCGGAAGGAGGACGGGAGCCUCCACUUCUUUGUGAACGGGGUGGCACAGGGCCCGGCGGCGUGGAACGUCCCACCCAGCGUCUACGCCGUGGUGGACCUCUAUGGCCAGGCCGCACAGGCAACCAUCAUGGACGACGUGGCAGACCUCCCCCCUCUCCCCGAGGACAGCUCGGAGGGCCCCACCGUCAUGUCGCCCGGCAGCCCAUGCUCGGUCGCCGGGGGCAACAGUGCCAACGACCUGCGCUUCCACCAGCUGCACGGCACUAACGCGGUAAUCACCAAUGGGGGGCGCACUGCCCUCAGACAGAACUGUCGAUCCGAGUUCAACGACGCCAUCGUCAUCUCUAACAGGUGCCUUCGAGACGGAGAGCUCUUUGAGAUAGUCAUUCAGAAGAUGGUGGACCGGUGGUCGGGGUCAAUAGAAGCAGGUAAGAUAAUGGCAGGUGUGACUGCUAUCAGGCCAGAAGAGCUGGAGUUUCCCAACACCAUGACGGAUAUAGACUACGAUACCUGGAUGCUUAGUGGCACGGCCAUCAUGCAGGACGGCAACACCAUGCGUAACAACUAUGGCUGUGACCUGGACACUCUGACCACGGGCAGUAGGAUCGGCAUGAUGCGCUCGGCCACCGGCGACCUUCACUACUACAUCAACGGUGUGGACCAGGGGGUGGCCUGCACCGGGCUGCCGCCAGGUAAAGAGGUGUAUGCGGUGAUAGACCUGUAUGGUCAGUGUGUCCAGGUGUCCAUCACCAGUUCCUCUGGCCCUCAGGAUAACAGUCUGUGUACCAGCAACAUCACAGAGAAGAGUUUCCCCAUACACUCCCCAGUGGCAGGCGUGGCCCACCGGCUCCACAGUAAGCAUGGUAAGAACGUGGUUCUACUGGGAGAGGGCUGCCAGGCCGUCAGGGUGGGAGGAUACGCACACGGCAUCGUCUUCAGCGCCAAGGAACUCAAAACAGACGAACUGUUUGAGGUGAAGAUAGACGAGGUGGAUGACCAGUGGUCUGGUUCCCUCCACAUGGGUCUGACCACCCUAGCCCCUCCAGAGCUGCCCUCCUGCCCCAUGUCAGGCCUGUCCCCCUCCCUCACACAGCUCCGGUCCAAGGUCACCUGGCUGGUAGCCGGGUCAGAGGUCAGACGCAACGGGCUCCUGCAGAGACAGAACUACGGCGCCUCCCUGGACAGACUGACGGUGGGUAACCGCGUCGGGGUGAAGAGAUGCAGCGAUGACACCAUGCACGUCCUUAUCGACGGAGAGGACAUGGGACCAGCUGCCACCGCUGUGGCCAAGAACGUGUAUGCAGUGUUGGACCUGUAUGGUCGUGUGACAGCGGUGUCCAUCGUCAGUUCGUCGGUGCUGGAGGACGCAGGGAGCGUCAAGGCCCCCUCCCUCUCCUCAGACAGCUGUAGCGAAGGAGAGGAGGACCGUACGCCGGUUGAGGGUGGUGAGCUGGCCCUGGUGCCCAACACAGUCAUGGCCUUCCUGGAGAACCAUGGGAAGAACAUCCAGCUGUCCCAUGAGAACCUGACGGCGGCCCGCGUCUCCAGCUACAACCAGGGCCUCCUAGUCACAGCACAACCCCUGCCCCGACAACAACUGUUCCAGUUUCAGAUCGACCGCCUGAACGCAUCGUGGACGUCGUCCCUGUCGCUAGGGGUGAUCGGCCACUCCCCAGACCGCCUCAACUUUCCCUCCACUGCGUGCUGUCUGAAACGCUCUGUGUGGCUGCUGCAGAGAGACUCUGUCUUCCACAACUCACUGAAGAUCUGUGAGAACUAUGGUCCUAACCUGGACACAUGUCCAGAGGGUACAGUCCUGGGUCUGCUGGUGGAUGGGAACAGCUGUCUGCACCUUUAUGUGAACGGUAUGGACCAGGGAGUAGCAGCCCAGGAUAUCCCUACGCCAUGCUACCCCCUCAUAGACCUAUACGGACAGUGUGAACAGGUUACCAUAGUGACCAACAACGUGGCGACCGUGGGAGGCGAGAGCGUCAAGGCGCGUUGCCAGGGCGACAUGGAGAAAGCGGACAUGGUUGAUGGGAUCAAAGAGAGUGUUUGCUGGAUGCCCCAUGCAGAGGUCAACCCCAACAAGACCUGUGAGUACCAGGCCCUGUGCUCGCGCUUCAAGGACCUGCUGACACUGCCAGAUGGUUACUUCAACGAGGAUGCCAAGUAUAACCUGUGUUACUGUGAGUCGUGCCACAAGCUGCGGGGGGACGAGUCCUACUACAAGAGAGGGGAGCCCCCACGGGACUACGCCCUGCCCUUUGGCUGGUGCCGCUUCGCUCUGAGGAUCAAGCCCCACUGUGAUGUGUCCAAUUCGUUUAAGCAGUGGCACAUAGCCUACCACGGCACCAGCGUAGGGGCCCUCAGACGCACACUGGACCAUGCCCAGCUACUCUCUGGGACGUCGUCCAUCUUCUCUGUGUCUCCGGUGAAGACGGAGGGUCCUAACGGCUACAGUGAGCCAGAGGAGAACAGCAGCAACAGCCUCCCUGACAGGGACAGGGAAACGGACAGGGAGGUGCCCCGGGUUCAGCUGUCCCCCACCAUGCGCUACUCCGGCCUGGAGAUGUUCGCCCCCAAAGUGCAAUUCCGGGACCCCCGUUCUCACUGCUGUCACCAGGCCCAGGUGGGUUUCCAGGUGUGUGUCCGGCCGGGCUCCUAUAAGGUGGGUCCCCAGACCCUGGGAGCCAUCGAACCCCUGGAUCCCCGCUUCAGCAACACAGAGAUCGAGUGGAUCACCAAGGAUCAGGGGGGCACCCUCCUCUACGGCCUGCUCAUACGGGUGGAAUGAUAGCAGGAGUAGUGAAGAGAUUGUUGGAUGGAGAGAGAGGGGGGGAAAGGGAGCUACUCUCUCCCAGCAGUGCCUCAAACUACUGCUUCUCCAUCAACCAAAUUACAGACUUUGGGAGUCUUUGGAAUUAGGGAAUUUCCCUCCUGUUGCUGGGCGGUUUGUUGAUUGACAAUUCAGUUUUGUUUGUUUAGGACUUGUUUUUUUUUCUGACACUUAACAGGGAGGGACUAGGGUGGAUUCAGAGAAGAACAACCAGACAGACACUGCCUGCACUUUGUUUUGGACACUUCGUGGGCGAUUUUUAUUUUUAAAAUUUUAACAUGUAUUUUACAUUUUUUUUAUUCGUCAUAAUACAACACUUGUUUUUUGUCACAGACAUUUUUAUUUUAGCGCAGUUUUGUCUUCCCGGUCUCUGUUCCCUCCCUCACUCUAGCUUGUUUUUUUUAUCAACCCCUUUACCCCAUUCCAAGACCUGGACCGUUUGUUGAACCACCUCGCAACGUCGCCGCCACACGGUCACUGGCUAUUGGAUUAUUAUUUUUAAGCGAAAGACUUAACCGCAGGUCAGAAGGACAAUAGAGAUGGACACUAACACCACCGUCAGAACUAGUGGGAGAGAAAUUUUUAAAUGUUUUUUCAACCGGCCAGUCUGGCCGCUAAGCUUCGUCUCCCAAAUUCUCCCCCAUCACUGCUUUACCCCGUGUCAUAUUCACUUCACUGGAGAUUAGAGGGAUUCUACACAUGCUUUGUAGAGGGAAUACCAGGGGUGUGUUCAGCAGGGAGAAUCAUUUUUGAAAGGAGAGGUUCUACCGGCGCUUGUCCAAUGCACAGUCCUGUUGCAAAAAGUCAUUCUUACAGUGUGCCCUACUGAACAUGACCUUGAUGCAUAAAGACCAAGGCUGAUUCCAUUUCAACUAGUGAUCGAAAUGGGCCCGGACCUGAAGAUCUCUCCUCAUUCUCUCAUUUUCUAUAGCUAGUUCAGGAGGAAAACGUUGUGGAUUGUUGCAGAUAGAAAUGUCAUGAAUGGAGUUGACAGGAUUCUAUACCAGAGAGGCAUGUUUGUUCUAAAGGUAUUUCUACCUGAACUUUCCACAACGUUGUGCACUGCUGAACAUGCCCAUUUUCUCACAUUGUUUACACUGGUUACGUUUAAGUCUCCCUCUAUGAUCCAUCCAUUCUGUCAUCGUUUACCAGGGAGGAAUGUUCAGAGCCAAUCACAUCAUAGGGGUGUGGCUUCACACUGGCGUGUUCAUGCAAAGACUCUUGGUAAAUGGAGUCUUUUUUUACGAAAUGCAGGCCCUGAUGCUGGAGUUUACAUUGCGAAUGUGAUUCAUUAGGGUUUUUGUUGUUUUUUGUAGUCCGUUUACGUUCUACCUGUCUGCUUCAUGUUAAAACAAACUCCCUCUAUUUUACAUAAUAAUUACAUAGAUUAACACAGGGGUUCAUUAAUUCCUGAUUAAAAUAUUCAGCAUUUUUUUUUUGUAUGUGGACAGCUCUUCAAAGCAUAUCUUUUAACCAUUCUGUUUUGUUUGGCAACAAAAUAAUCUUAGAUACUUACGUAUUACAUACAUCACUACAUGCAUAAAUAACCCCGCCAUCUUGCCAAGUCAUUGUUUUGACAAAAAAGGUGAGGAAAACAGUGGUAUCGAGUCAAGAUUCAAGGUUGUCGACUUUCCUCACACAAAACUGUGUGUAAACUAACUUAUUGCAAACGUGGGGUUUGAAAAAAUGUACUUGCAACGUUCAAUCAAAAUGUGAAAAAUAUAUGGGGUUGUUUAAAAGCCCAGUGCUGCUUUUUACGAGAAUGAAUUUGUAUUCUUUUUUCCCCUUUUUUGUUCUGUAUGUUGCAUUGUACAGGCUGUUACAUAACAUCAUCUUCUUGAUUUGUAAAAAAUAAAUAAAAAAUGAAUAAACCAAUAGACAGUGCA